AUGGUCCCCAAGUACCGGCUUCUGCCCUCGAAGGAUCUUCCAGCAAAUGCCAAAAUUGGAUUCAAAUAUCAGUCUAUGGCGGUGAACCCAGCAGUUUUCCUCCCCUGGAUGAAAUUGUUGCUCGAUCAAAAAGGAGUACGUUUCAUCCGUGCGGAGGUGAAGUCAUUCGCGGAGGCUCGCUCUAUCCUGAAGACCCCAGUCAUCAUCAACGCAUCCGGUUUGGGAGCCUUUGACCUUGCUGGUGACGACAAGGUAAUCGCCGUUCGUGGCCAAACAAUGCUUGUUCAGAGCGACUCUCACGAAAUGGUCAUGUUCCAGGGCUCUCAUUACACGUAUCAGAUUCCGCGUAUGUUCAGCGGGGGAGUCAUAAUCGGCGGAGUCAGUCAGCCAGGAAACUCAGACCAAGACGUAGAUCCCGAUCUCCGACCAGACAUUUUGCAGCGCAUGAAUGCGAUAUGCAAGCAUCGGUUCCGGUCGUUAGAUCUAAAUAAACAUGUCAUAGCAGACCUAGUUGGUUUUAGGCCAAGCAGGAAGGGAGGGUAUCGACUCGAACGUGAGGCUGAGAUCAUUCACGCCUAUGGUUUCAACACUCUAG
Messenger RNA from Clonostachys rhizophaga, 595 nucleotides. Lineage: Eukaryota; Fungi; Ascomycota; Sordariomycetes; Hypocreales; Bionectriaceae. The record is from the annotation of a GenBank genome assembly.